Molecule: messenger RNA, 789 nt
Organism: Aspergillus saccharolyticus JOP 1030-1
Lineage: Eukaryota; Fungi; Ascomycota; Eurotiomycetes; Eurotiales; Aspergillaceae
Product: putative TATA-box-binding protein
Exons: 4
Coding region: 1-789 (262 amino acids)
Biological process (GO): DNA-templated transcription initiation
Molecular function (GO): DNA binding; RNA polymerase II general transcription initiation factor activity
Source: RefSeq, a predicted model, not a curated record
AUGGAUUCUCUCACAACUCAUCCCGCCACUGCGCAGCAGGCCCGGGCCUUCACUGGUCCUGCCUCUUUGUCUUUUCCCGGUGGUGCUGGUGAUCUCACGCCGCCUUCCGAAAAAGACGCACAAAUGGCGAUGGCUCAAGGUACCAACGGAGGUAUGAAUGGUCAGCAGCAGGGAGCGAAUGCCUCAAACGGCAACGGGGUGGCGCCCGCAACUCCCGCUGCUACUCCGGGUGCCAACGCACCAGGAAGCGGCAUUGUGCCUACGUUGCAAAACAUCGUCGCCACGGUCAACCUUGACUGUCGCCUGGACCUGAAGACGAUUGCGCUUCAUGCAAGAAAUGCGGAGUACAACCCAAAGCGUUUCGCGGCCGUGAUCAUGCGUAUCCGAGAGCCAAAGACGACUGCUUUGAUCUUCGCCUCCGGCAAGAUGGUGGUUACUGGUGCCAAGUCGGAAGAUGACUCCAAGCUGGCCUCCAGGAAGUACGCCCGUAUUAUCCAGAAGCUCGGCUUCAAUGCCAAGUUCACGGAUUUCAAGAUUCAGAACAUCGUUGGCUCCUGCGACAUCAAGUUCCCGAUUCGCCUGGAGGGUCUGGCUAGUCGCCACCACAACUUCAGUUCCUACGAACCCGAAUUGUUUCCUGGUCUUAUCUACCGCAUGAUGAAGCCCAAGAUCGUGCUCCUGAUCUUCGUCAGUGGCAAGAUUGUCCUCACUGGUGCUAAGGUCCGUGAGGAAAUCUAUCAGGCUUUCGAGCUGAUCUAUCCUGUGCUUUCGGAUUUCCGUAAAGUUUAA